Molecule: messenger RNA, 769 nt
Organism: Aplysia californica (California sea hare)
Lineage: Eukaryota; Metazoa; Mollusca; Gastropoda; Aplysiida; Aplysiidae
Product: lipopolysaccharide-induced tumor necrosis factor-alpha factor homolog
Exons: 4
Coding region: 122-577 (151 amino acids)
Molecular function (GO): zinc ion binding
Source: RefSeq, a predicted model, not a curated record
GAUUGUUUACACCGGAAGUUGACUUCAGAGUUUACUUUCAUUUUGACUCACACACCAAUUGACUGCAAUUACAACUCGAGCACACAAAUAAAACGAACUUCCUCCCUUGGACGUCUGUGCCAUGAGUGACACACAGCGGGUGCUGCCUCCAACGGCUCCACCAAGUUAUACAGAGUCUCAGUUCUCGCCUGCUCCGUCAGUCCCAACUCAUCAGCUGGCUCAAGCCCAGACUCCCUCCGAAGCCCCUCCCCCUUACACUCCACCUACCAAUCCCCCUUAUGCGGAGGCAAGUUCUGGAUAUCAGAGGUUUGAGCCUGUGGUGGUGAACCAGGUGGAGGUUUUGUCCAUUGUUCGACUGGGGCCUGAUCCUUGCCAGGUGAAGUGUCCAAGCUGUCAGCAGCAGGGGCUGACCAACAUCAGCUACAGGGCUGGUGUGCUCACCUUCCUCACUGCUGUGCUGUGCUUCUUGUUCUGCAUUGUGUGCACCUUCCUGCCAUUCUGCGUGUCUGACCUGCAGGACGUGGCUCACUACUGCCCUUACUGUGGUUACCACAUCGGUACCUACACACGCAUGUAGAGCCCAAGAUUAUAGAUACACUACACAACAUGCCUUGGGACUCCAGGCGGAGGAGCUGAAGGACAUUCCACCCUUGUCUCCUAUAUUAUAAGACCAAACUGCAUUAGGAUUGUCCAGAAUAAUUGGUCGCUUUUAAGGACAAGUGGGCUAUCCCGAAAAAUACUGUUUUGAGAAAAUCGAAGUUAAAGUUUU